Musa acuminata subsp. malaccensis (wild Malaysian banana) is the source of this 1762-nucleotide messenger RNA. RefSeq lists its product as uncharacterized. Gene Ontology annotation, cellular component: cytosol. Lineage: Eukaryota; Viridiplantae; Streptophyta; Magnoliopsida; Zingiberales; Musaceae. The record is from RefSeq and is a predicted model, not a curated record.
CCCUUCUGUUAAGUCAAGAAAUUGACGAGCCAAAUGUCACUCCUCAUCCUUCCGAUGUAAAUCCACUCUCUCCGACACCCUCGAAGUCGGUAAUCGGUCUCAGUUAUGGCGAUGGAAAACGAUCGACGCACAGCAGGAGUGGAGGAAGACGAGAGCGACGAAGCCCUAGAAUUCCUUCUAGAAGCUUCUAAAACCCCCGGGGGACGCGCCCACCUCGCCUCCACCGGAGCCCUCGCCGCGGCGCUCCGCCGCGUUUCCUCCGACACCUCGUCCGCCCUCCUCCCCUCCCUCCGCCUCGUCAGGAACCUGUGCGCCGGGGAUGCCGUCCACCAGGACGCCUUCGUCGAACUCGGCGGUCCCGAUCGAAUCGCCUCCGUCCUGUUGAGCACGCCGCCGGCGUCGCCGGACGUCGCCCGUGUCGCGCUGCAGGCGAUUGGGAACCUCGCCUGUGGUGGAGAGGCACAACGGUCCGCCGUGUGGGCCCGCUUCUUCCCUUCCUUGUUCCUCGCAGCGGCUCGGUACCGGGACCCGGCGGUUUGCGAUCCCCUUUGCAUGGUUUUGGAUACGUGCUGUUCAUCCGAGGGGGGGCAUCGGAGGUUGGCGGAGCUUUGCGAGACCAAGACCGGACUGCCAAUUAUUCUGGAGAUCGUCACCACAGCUUGCCGAGCUGGUCAUCAAGAGGAGUGGUUGGAUUGGCUCCUUUGCAAAGUUUGCAUCGAAGAGGCAUACCUUUCACGUCUUUUUCAAGGAUUAGCCUCACCAAGUACAGAUAACUCCAUUGAUGCUCAGUGCAGAUAUUCCUUCUUCACUAGAGAGCAGGCAUUCCUUCUUGGAAUGCUAUCAGAAUACUUGAGUAACCGACCUAAAGAUGUUUCCAUGAUUUCCAGUCCUUUUGCACUUGAAGUUCUGAAAGUUCUAGAUAUAGCUUCUGCAAUUGUUGAUUUUUCAUCUCGAGGAAGUUCUGAUGUACCCACUGGCUUCCCUGCAAUUGAUGUUCUAGGCUAUUCUCUUACAAUUUUGAGGCAUAUUUGUGCUUGGGAAAAUGAUAUUGCUCAUGCUACAGAAGCCCCUGUCGACUUGUUGCUAUCUGCAGGCCUUCUACAACUUCUUUUACAUUUACUCGGUGAACUUGAGCCACCAGCAAUUAUAAGAAAAUCCAUGACAAACGCGGAUCACUUUAUACAGUCAUCAACGGCUUUAAAGGUCUGCCCUUAUAAGGGGUUCCGGAGAGAUUUAGUAUCCAUUAUUGGAAAUUGUCUACACGGAAGGAAGCAAGUUCAGGUGGAGAUCAGACAGCAAAAUGCAAUUCCUUUGCUUUUGCAACAGUGUGUUGUUGAUGAAGACAACCCCUUUCUAAGAGAAUGGGGACUAUGGUCAAUGAGGAACUUGCUAGAGGGAAAUCCAGAAAACCAGCAUGAAGUAGCUCAACUGCAGCUGCAAGAGCCUGUCAAUACACCUGAAAUUGCUGGAAUAGGCCUAAGAGUCGAAAUAGAUGAGAAAACUGGACACCCGAAGCUGGUAAAUAUUGUAUGAGGUACGCUUAUUUGGCAAUUGUGCCCACAAUGGGCAAUAGCCUGGUUAAGCUUGGAAUUAGUGGAUCAAUUCAGUCUGCAGUAUUGUUUUUUUGGGUGGUCUAGCAACUGCAGAACUCCUAAUAUUUUAUUUGCCCUCUCUAACAACAGAUGUACUUUGAAUUUAGUUUCCAUAAUUCUUGUUAUGCAACAGUAUUUCAUGGAAAAUACAUGGUUUUAUAUGCACACAA